Messenger RNA from Bombyx mandarina (wild silkworm), 1464 nucleotides. It is a transcript of the gene Gr9, whose product is annotated as gustatory receptor 9. Gene Ontology annotation, cellular component: neuronal cell body; membrane; axon. Lineage: Eukaryota; Metazoa; Arthropoda; Insecta; Lepidoptera; Bombycidae. The record is from RefSeq and is a predicted model, not a curated record. Gene Ontology annotation, biological process: male courtship behavior; chemosensory behavior; sensory perception of taste.
AUGACAAUGGAUUUAAAUGUAAUUACAGCCACUAAAUGUGAUGAGUUCACGCGUAUUUAUUACAAAGAACUGUUUUGUCUGGAAGCGACGAAGAUUGACCAGCUGCCUAGGGAGAUGCCUCCUUCGCCAGAUCUGAGAGCUGAUGAACCAAAGACACCCUGUUUGGUGGGAGGAGCUCAUGCGUUCAUAUUAAAGAUUUCAAGUUUCUGCGGUCUCGCACCUCUGAGGUUUGAGUCACGGAGUCAGGAAUACGCGGUGACCAUUUCCAAGGGCAAAUGUUUUUACAGUUACAUUCUCGUCACCUUUCUGGUAAUUUGCACGAUAUAUGGACUGGUGGCGGAGAUAGGAGUGGGAGUGGAGAAGUCGGUGCGCAUGUCCUCGCGCAUGUCGCAAGUGGUGUCCGCGUGUGACAUCCUCGUGGUGGCGGUGACCGCGGGGGUCGGGGUGUACGGCGCGCCGGCUCGCAUGAGGACCAUGCUCUCCUAUAUGGAAAACAUAGUUGCGGUAGACCGUGAGCUCGGCAGACAUCACUCGGCUGCAACUGAACGAAAGCUGUGCGCUCUGCUACUCCUCAUCCUGUUAUCCUUCACGAUUCUGCUCGUCGAUGACUUUUGUUUCUACGCGAUGCAGGCCGGCAAGACGGGCAGGCAAUGGGAAAUUGUCACAAACUACGCUGGUUUCUACUUCCUGUGGUACAUUGUGAUGGUCUUAGAACUACAGUUUGCGUUUACAGCGCUGUCACUGCGCGCCCGACUUAAAUUAUUUAAUGAAGCGCUUAACGUUACCGCUUCGCAAGUCUGCAAGCCUGUGAAGAAACCUAAGAACUCGCAACUAAGUGUAUACGCGACGAGCGUCAGGCCAGUUAGCUGUAAGCGGGAAAACGUUAUUGUUGAAACAAUACGAGUGCGGGACAAAGAUGAUGCUUUUGUGAUGAUGAAAACUGCUGAUGGUGUCCCUUGUCUACAAGUUCCGCCAUGCGAGGCGGUGGGGCGACUCUCACGGAUGCGAUGCACACUCUGCGAGGUGACGCGUCACAUCGCCGACGGGUACGGCCUGCCGCUGGUCAUCAUUCUAAUGUCGACUCUACUGCACCUUAUCGUCACACCCUAUUUCCUUAUUAUGGAGAUAAUCGUGUCAACGCACAGACUGCACUUCCUCGUCCUUCAGUUCCUGUGGUGCACAACACACUUGAUAAGGAUGCUGGUCGUCGUGGAGCCUUGUCAUUACACAAUGAGAGAGGGAAAACGAACAGAAGACAUAGUGUGCCGACUCAUGACCUUAGCGCCGCAUGGUGGAGUUUUAUCAUCCAGAUUAGAGGUGUUAUCUCGCCUGCUGAUGUUGCAGAAUAUCUCCUACUCACCUCUGGGCAUGUGCACGUUGGACAGGCCUCUAAUGGUGACUGUACUUGGAGCGGUCACCACUUAUUUAGUUAUACUCAUUCAAUUCCAGCGAUAUGAUAGUUAA